Messenger RNA from Morchella importuna, 1362 nucleotides. RefSeq lists its product as uncharacterized. NCBI's taxonomy places the organism in Eukaryota, Fungi, Ascomycota, Pezizomycetes, Pezizales, Morchellaceae. Gene Ontology annotation, biological process: transmembrane transport. Bases 1 to 1362 code for a protein of 453 amino acids. The record is from RefSeq and is a predicted model, not a curated record. Gene Ontology annotation, molecular function: transmembrane transporter activity. Gene Ontology annotation, cellular component: membrane. The transcript is spliced from 4 exons.
AUGGCGUCGAGCUCAACCUCCACCGCUACCUCAACCCCGUUCGCCCUCGAACUCCUCCCGCACCCUCCCUCCCCCGCAGCCAAGUCGCCGCUCGCCUCAAUCACUACCCGCCAAUCGACAAGCCGCAGCCACGAUGAGGAGAACUCGCCUGUGGGCGACCAGCCACCGGAGGGCGCAAUGGUCUUUGAGAGGCCGAAUGUCUCGGAGGUGAAGGGACGGCUGAUUGCUGCGAACUUUGCAGUCUUUUUGGCAGGGCUGAGUGAUGCGAGUACAGGUGCGCUGAUCCCGUAUUUGCAGGAUGCGUAUGAUGUGGGGUUGCUGUUUGUGGCGCUGAUAUAUCUAACCAACUUCGCCGGCUGGCUGGUGGCCGCAUUUACUAAUGUGCAUCUCACCGCGCGGAUUGGCAUGGGCGGAGCAUUCGUCUUUGGCGCAUUCAUGCAAAUGGCCGCCUACUGCAUCAUGUUCUGGAAACCCCCCUACCCUGUCUUCGUCUGCUCCUUCUUUUUCUGCGGCCUCGGUCUCGCCUACCAAGACGCACAAGCCAACGUCUUUGUCGCAAAUGUCAACAACGCCCACCGCUGGCUCGGCCUCCUGCACUCCCUCUACGGCGCCGGUGCCCUCAUUUCACCGCUGAUUGCGACGCUUAUUGCGUCCAAGACGCCGUACUGGCACUAUUUCUAUGUUGUUGCGCUUGGCUUCUCCGCCCUAAACCUGGGAUUGUUGAGCUGGAACUUCAGGAAGGACCUGAAGGGGACUGCGGCGGCAAGGGAUAGUGCGGGUAAGGACCUUAAGAGCGCGCUGAAGGAGCGCAGUGUCAUAAUCUUGAGUCUGUUCUUCUUCUUGUAUGUCGGUGCAGAGGUCACCGCAGGAGGCUGGGUCGUCGAAUUCCUGAUCCGUGUCCGCGGCGGCAAAGCCAGCGAAGUCGGCUACGUCGCCUCCGGCUUCUGGGGCGGCCUGACCGUUGGCCGCCUGGUGCUCGCCGACAUCACGCACCGGCUCGGCGAGCGGCGCAUGGUGAUGUUCUACGUUCUUCUCAGCGUUGUCGUGCAGCUCAUCUUCUGGUUCGUGCCCAGCCUUGUCACGAGCGCUGUAAUGAUCAGUUUGCUGGGCUUCCUGCUGGGCCCGCUGUUCCCCACGGGGAUCUCGGUGCUGACGAAGCUGCUGCCGAGAGAGCUGCAUACGGCGGCUGUGGGCUUCUCCGCGACGAUGGGGCAGGCCGGGUCGGCGGCGUUUCCGUUUAUGACGGGCGCAAUUGCGGCGAAGAGCGGUGUCGGCGUGCUGCAGCCGGUGUUGGUGGGGUUGUUGGCUGGGAUGGCGGGGUUGUGGGUGUUACUGCCGAGGACGAGGAGGCCGACGGCGUAG